AUGCCGUCCUGCCUGCCGGGCAUCGCCGCCGAGGAGGUGGGUGCCUCAAUUUCCACACUCCGGACUUCGGCCUUCCCCACGGUUUUACAGUUUUACCCAUGCAUGGUCUCGGAGAAGGCGCUCCGCCUUGUGGCUGAUUCCGAGGAUGAAGGGCCAGGCCGCGAGGAUGAGGUCCACGAGAGCCACGAGAUCCAGGAAGUGCAGGAGGGCCAGAUCCGGGAUGAGCUGGCUGAGGGCCUCGCCGCGAUCGAGGACCUUGUCGCCGGGCGUGGCAUCCCCUCUGAGGCGGAGAUGGCCCCGAGUCGUCCGGCAACUGGAGGCCCCUCCAUUCUGACCGAGCCCGCGGUCCUGGUGGCUUCAGGUGAAGACGCAGUCGAAGAUGUUCGGCACCUUGUCUUCCGAUACCAGCGGCUCCGAUCCCUCGACCUCCCAGGCACCGUCGACUUUGUGCGCUUGUCGGGCCUGGAGGUCCUGUCCUUGUCUCACAAUGAGCUCCGGGACCUCGAUCCCCUGCGGCCACUGGUGGCGCUCCGCGAGGUGAAUCUCAACUUCAACCAAGUCGAGGACCUGAGCCCCUUGUACGAGUGCGAGCAGCUGACCAAGGCCUUCAUCGCACACAACCGCGUGCGAAACAUCUCAGGCAUGGAGUCCGGGUGCUGCCGCUUAGAGGAGCUUUCAUUGUUGGGAAACCAGCUUUCCUCAGACAAGUUGCAGGACAUCCUCAACACAUUGGUUGCGUUGCCCCAGCUGCGCUCGCUGGACGUCGCCGAGAACGAGGCUUUUGACUCGCCUGCGGCACGUCAGCGGCUGCUUGAGGCACUGCGGCCGCUGACCUCACUGGCCCUGGUGGAUGGCGAGCCCCUGGACGCCGCGAGCACGGGAGGUAAGACGCCUCCCACCUCCGCGCCACAAAGCGAGGGCAACAAGCCAGACUCCAGAGGUGGGAGAUCACCUUCUGCCAGUCCGCCUGGCACAGGCGCAGGGUCGCCAGGUGCAGAGUCGCCGGCGGAGCAAAUACAGCCAGGCGCAGCUUCGCCCGACGCGAGCCCGCGCGUGGCCCGCCCGGGCGCCGCCUCCCCGGACGCGAGCCCCCGCGUAGUCCGCCCAGGAACUGCGCCCACCGGAGCCGCCAGAGUUCGUCCGCCACUGCCGCCACGUGCCCCCGCAGGCGGCGGCUACCCCGCUCCUGCUCUGCCUCCUCUGGGAGGCAGCCUUCGGUCAAGCCGGGCCAGCAAAAUCGAUGAGGUCUUGACCGGCUCCUCUGAGGUAGCGCAACCAACUGGCAGCCCACGCCAGAUGAUGCAGGUGCUUAUGGUUCAUGCAGAAGCUCUGAAACGACGGCUGGAGACGCAGCAGGCUGAGCGCGACAAUCUUCGCUUUCAGCUGCGGCUGCUGCAGCGCGACGAGUCGGAGCGACAGCCCUCCUGGCUGGAGCAGCAGGUAGCCUACCUGGAGGCCGAGAAUCGGAACAGCGCCGCAGUACACGAUGAGUCUGAGCGCCUCACGCGGAGGAUGAAGGCUGUGGAGGCUGCCCUGGCUGAGGUUGAUGCUGAACCAUCUCAGGUGAAGGCUGUUGCUGCAGAGGUGCAGGCGCCUGAGGAGGACGAGGACGACUUGGACCUGGCUCGCUGGGAAUGUCGCAAUGUGGAGCGACGGCUGGAGCAGGCCCGCAGCUACAACCGCACACUGAUGGAGGAACUCUGCAGAAAGCGGAACCAUGACGAGCCGUUGGAGGAGGCAUCGGCGGAGGAGGACCCGGAGAUGGCGAACAUGGUGUCUCAAAACACUGAGAUGCUGCGAAG
This is a messenger RNA of Symbiodinium natans, 1802 nucleotides long. Lineage: Eukaryota; Dinophyceae; Suessiales; Symbiodiniaceae. The record is from the annotation of a GenBank genome assembly.